AUGGCCGCCCCUGCGCAACGGCAAGAGCUGGAUACUUGGUCGAUACCAGGCUAUGUUAUUUUCCCCGAGCAAAACGACAUAGCACCCCAGUCUAGGGCUGUUCCUCACCCGCAAGUUCAUCCACUAGAUCAACUCUCCGUGUGGGAAAUUUCCAGAAGCGCCAAGCUCAUCCGCGACUUUGCCAACACCAAGCAGCUCAAGUUUAACUGCAUCACUCUGCGCGAGCCCAAGAAGAAUGAAUAUGCCGCCUUCCGAUUGAGGAGGGGUCCUCGUCCUGAGCGGCGUGCGUUCGCCAUUGUGCUGGAACAGGGCAUGCCAAACGUCGCCGAGGUGAUUGUCAACUUGACCAGGUCCCAGGUCGAGGACUGGAAGCCCGUCACCAAUGUAGCCCCGACGCUUACCCUCGAAGACCUCGACGUCAUGGAGCGUGUUGCCCGCACUGACCCGCGCGUCAUCGAGGUUUGUGCCGAGAUUGGCAUCACAGACAUGUCCCAGGUCUACCUUGAUGCCUGGGCCAUUGGCGUCGACGACCGAUGGGGGUUCGAGCGACGUCUGCAACAGGGCUUGCCUUACUACCGCGCCUCGGGACUGGACAACCAGUAUGCUCACCCGCUCGAUUUUACUGUUGUGGUGGAUACAGAAACAGAGGAGGUUCUCAGCGUUGACGUCCGCCUCGUCAAUGGUGAGCGAACCAAGAUUCCUACCGAGCCGCACAAUUACUUGCCGCAAUUCAUCAGUGAGGGCUAUGAGCCGCAUAAGCUCAAGCCCAUUGACAUUACACAACCAGAAGGCGUGUCUUUCCAGAUGAAGGGCAACGAGAUUCAGUGGGCCAACUACAAAAUGCACAUUGGUUUUAACUACCGCGAAGGCAUCGUCCUCUCCGACGUGCGCAUUCACGAUCCCUACGAAAACUGUGAACGCACCCUUUUCAAUCGCAUCAGCGUCGUGGAGAUGGUUGUUCCCUAUGGAAAUCCGGACCCGCCUCAUCACAAGAAGCAUGCAUUUGAUGUGGGCGAGUAUGGUUCUGGCCUAAUGACCAACUCUCUCAAGCUCGGAUGCGAUUGCAAGGGAGCGAUUCACUAUCUCGACGGCAUCGUGUCCACAUCCACUGGCCAGGCGGCAGUUAUUCCCAAUGCCAUCUGCAUCCACGAGGAAGACAACGGCCUGCUCUACAAGCACACCGACUUCCGGGAUGCCCACGUCGUUUCCGCCCGCGACCGCAAGCUUAUCAUAUCGCAGAUAAUCACCGCCGCCAACUACGAGUAUGGCUUCUACCACAUUUUUACCCUUGACGGCACCUACAAGCUUGAAAUAAAGCUGACCGGCAUGCUCAACACCUACUGCAUGCAUUCCACCGAGUCGGCCGCUCCCUACGGUACAGAGGUUGCCCCUGGUGUCAGCGCCCACAACCACCAGCACAUCUUUUCUCUUCGCGUCGACCCCGAAAUCGACGGCCCCAACAAUUCUAUCCUCCAGAGUGAUGCUGUCUCUUCCGACGCCCCUGUCGGUUCGCCCGAAAACUUGUACGGCAACGGUUUCUAUUGCAAGAAGGCGUUGCUAAAGACCGCCAAGCAAGCUGCCGCGAACUAUUGUCACGAGACGCAGCGGACAUGGGACAUUAUUAACCCAAGCAAGCUGAACAAAUCCUGUAAGAAACCCGUGGGCUACAAAAUCGUCAAUAACAACUGCCCGCCUCUGCUUGCCAAGCCCGGUAGUGUCGUGUACAAGAGAGCUGCCUUUGCGCGCAAAUCUCUCUGGGUUGUCCCCUACAAGGACUACGAACUCUUCCCCGCCGGCGACUACGUGUGUCAAUCCAACGGUGAAGAGAACCAUCCACAUAAUGGGACUGUCCUUGACUGGUCGAAUCGAGACGAGAGCAUCGAAAAUACAGAUAUCGUAUGCUACAUGCAGUUUGGGCUAACCCAUUUCCCCCGCUGUGAGGACUUUCCCAUCAUGCCUGCCGAGCCGGUGGGUGUCAUGAUGCGUGCUAGUAAUUUCUUUACCAAGAACCCUGCCUUGUGGGUUCCGCCGUCGCAGAUCAAGAAGGACACGACCUCGAGGAAUGCUUUCCCAAACGCUGUAUGCUGUAGGGGGCAGAAAACGAAUCCCAGGUUGUAA
This is a messenger RNA of Ustilaginoidea virens, 2118 nucleotides long. RefSeq lists its product as uncharacterized. The record is from RefSeq and is a predicted model, not a curated record. NCBI's taxonomy places the organism in Eukaryota, Fungi, Ascomycota, Sordariomycetes, Hypocreales, Clavicipitaceae. Gene Ontology annotation, biological process: amine metabolic process. The transcript is spliced from 2 exons. Gene Ontology annotation, molecular function: quinone binding; primary methylamine oxidase activity; copper ion binding. Bases 1 to 2118 code for a protein of 705 amino acids.